AUGUCUGAAUUUUCCUCGAUCAAGCCUGCCUUUACGGUCUGGGUCACUAUUGACGCACCAUUACCGGUGGGCAGCGCAUCACGAACCAAUAACCUGAUGGUUGUGUCCAUGUCGGACGGCAUACUGAGAAGCGAUCCGGCAUUCGAACCCGCCAUUGAUGCAGAAUUCAUCGGUGUUGGUAACGAUUAUAUCCAUGCCGAUCCGGAUGCCCAGCACCUGCGCUUGAAUGCUCAUGGUGUUGUCAAGUAA
This is a messenger RNA of Aspergillus chevalieri, 249 nucleotides long. RefSeq lists its product as uncharacterized. The coding region runs from base 1 to 249 and encodes 82 amino acids. Lineage: Eukaryota; Fungi; Ascomycota; Eurotiomycetes; Eurotiales; Aspergillaceae. The record is from RefSeq and is a predicted model, not a curated record. The transcript is spliced from 4 exons.